This is a messenger RNA of Synchytrium microbalum, 1008 nucleotides long. RefSeq lists its product as uncharacterized. Bases 1 to 1008 code for a protein of 335 amino acids. The transcript has 8 exons. Gene Ontology annotation, molecular function: protein C-terminal leucine carboxyl O-methyltransferase activity. NCBI's taxonomy places the organism in Eukaryota, Fungi, Chytridiomycota, Chytridiomycetes, Synchytriales, Synchytriaceae. The record is from RefSeq and is a predicted model, not a curated record. Gene Ontology annotation, biological process: C-terminal protein methylation.
AUGGAGCCUCCUAUGAGACCUGCAAUAAUACCAAGGGCUCAGUCCUCUCAAGAUGAAGAUGCCGUAAAAGGCACAAACGACGAUGCAGCCAUCUCAAAACUGUCUGCCGUCAAUUCAGGAUAUAUGCAAGACGAAUUCGUCUCCUGCUUUGUAAAACGCUCACUGAAACGCGCUCCCAUCAUCAAUCGAGGCUCAUAUGUCAGAUAUACAGUUUUGAAUAAUCUUAUUCGUCAAUUCUUGUCGUUGCCUGUCGCCCAAGAGAAACAAAUCGUGUCGUUGGGGGCUGGGUCUGACACCAGAUACUUUUCACUCAAAAAGGAAGGAAUGCAGCCAAAGAAAUACUUUGAAAUCGACUUUAUGGAAAUCACGAGCAGAAAGACUGCUACAAUCAAAAAGAAGAAGGCCAUGACAGAUCUUAUAGGUGCACAUCAGCUAGCUGCUGGAGGAACUGAACUACAUUCGAACGACUAUUGCAUUAUAUAUGGCGAUCUACGUCACUUUGAAGACACGAUUGUGCCAAAACUUGUAGCUCAAGGGUUUGAUAAAUCGCUACCGACCCUCUUCAUAUCUGAAUGCGUCAUGAUCUACAUGCCACCAAAAGAUGCAGACAAGAUAAUACAAUGGAUUCCAGCACACAUGUCAACUGCUGCCUUUAUAACAUAUGAACAAAUACUACCAAAUGAUUCUUUUGGACGUACUAUGAUUGAGAACCUCAAGAUGAGGAAUAUCGAACUACCUGGAAUCUAUGCAUACCCAACACUGGAAUCUCAAAAGCAGAGAUACCUGUCUGCAGAAUGGCAUAGAGCCGAGUCCAUGGAUGUCAACCAGAUCUUUGACUCGUGUUUAUCGGAUGCUGAACAUGCAAGGAUAUCAAGACUCGAAAUAUUCGACGAAUUAGAAGAAUGGAAGCUCUUGUCUUCUCAUUAUUGUGUUUCAUGGGCAAUCAAGGCACCUGAUGGACCACGGUUUGAUGAUUUUGGACUCAAACCAGCAUCAAUACCUUCUUAA